Exophiala dermatitidis NIH/UT8656 is the source of this 1017-nucleotide messenger RNA. RefSeq lists its product as uncharacterized. The transcript has a single exon. The coding region runs from base 1 to 1017 and encodes 338 amino acids. The record is from RefSeq and is a predicted model, not a curated record. Lineage: Eukaryota; Fungi; Ascomycota; Eurotiomycetes; Chaetothyriales; Herpotrichiellaceae.
AUGGCAUCCUACGCCACGGGCUGGCUACCGGCCUCAAACCAACACCAAUACCAACACCAACACCAGCCGCAACCGCAACCCCAGCCUCAUCCAAGUACUACUAGCCAACCAUUCCCUCACAGCGUCACCGGCAAACGACGCGCCGACGAAGUCAUCGACCCAUUAGAAUCUCAAUCCAACAUCUCAUCCCAUUUCAAGAAGUUGCGGUUGAACCAUAGUCGACCACAGUCAAUACAACAACCACAACCGCAACCGCAACCACAAGUCCUACUACGCCAACAAGCACCACCAUCACCACCCUCACAACCACAGUUCUCUUCUCCCAAUCCCACUACCACUACCACAGCACCAACAUCCAUCACCACUACCACUACCAACCCCGGGUUCCGGCCUCCUCCGCCCAACGACUACAACGACACUCUUCAACCCGGAUUAAUAUCACCACCACCACAACACCAAGAUGCCUCUCAGCCUCUCUACAAAAUGCCAACAAUUCCCGACUCAGACUUCAUGACCGUCGACGACACUCCCCACCGCGUCAUCAUCUCCGACCUCGACGCCGAGAUCGCCCAGAUCGAAGCCGCCGAGGCCGAGGCCCGCUCCGCCGUGUUUCUACCAGAUAUCGAUAAAAAGGUGUCGUCGAUUCCUUCACGGGUCCUGAACAACAAUCUCAAAUCAUCACCACCACCUCCUCCAACCAACGCUUUGGUCCUCUACCGUGAACCUACUAGUAUAAGUAUUCCAGAGGAGAUGGAUGUGGUUAGAAAGGCAAUUGUUGCUGCGAGAGCACGCGCAAGACAGAAACAGGCCGAAGAAUUCAGGGCGGCACAACAAGAAACACGAACGCCAGGGUCAACAGACGCAGACAAUAAUGAUAUAGAUCUAGAUGACGAAAUUGUCGAGGAAAUCCCCGCUCCUGUUCAUACAUUACCUGGCGUGGGAGCCGGAAUUGGAGGAGGUGCCGGUCGUGGUAUAGACACGGAUCAAGAAGACGUAGAUGCAAUGGAGAUCGAAUAG